AUUAACGUUUAGUCGACUUAAUACAGCCUCAUAAUAACAUACGCUCUGGAGAAAAGUAGAACUAGAACAAUAAUUAAAAAUGCAUUUCGUAGAUUACAAAUACUUUAUCUUAGUGUUCUUGUUUUGUUUGAGCAUUAUAAGUUCCGUUAAUGCUGAAGAAAAGACUUCAGGAGUUUGUGGUCGUCAUGGCGAUCCUUGCGCAGUUAACUCAGAUUGCUGUCAAUCCAAUAGUUGCCAUCGCUUUGCAAAACGUUGCCAGGCCGAUCAAUCGUAUUUAAAACGUAAUGAUAUUUAAAAUUUUUUGAGUUACAUAAGUAUCCUCAAAUCAACUUUGGAUGACUAAUGUGCACGUCAAGCUGCUAAAACCAGAUUCUGUACAUAAAUAUAUGUACAUGCAUAUAUGCAUUCAAUACACAAAAUAAAUCUGCUUUACUACUACAAAGAAAGAGUAAUAAAUAUAA
Messenger RNA from Anastrepha obliqua, 461 nucleotides. Its product is annotated as omega-conotoxin-like protein 1. The record is from RefSeq and is a predicted model, not a curated record. Lineage: Eukaryota; Metazoa; Arthropoda; Insecta; Diptera; Tephritidae. Bases 80 to 295 code for a protein of 71 amino acids. The transcript has 2 exons.